Messenger RNA from Entamoeba dispar SAW760, 1338 nucleotides. RefSeq lists its product as uncharacterized. Lineage: Eukaryota; Evosea; Mastigamoebida; Endamoebidae. The record is from RefSeq and is a predicted model, not a curated record. The transcript has a single exon. The coding region runs from base 1 to 1338 and encodes 445 amino acids.
AUGGAUAUAAACCAAGCACUUCAACUUAUCACAAAAAAAAUCACAUCACACGAAAUUUUAAUGAAGGAAGUUAUAAUGGAACUAACACAUACAACAACACAAUUAGAUGCAGUCAAUUAUCUUGCAAGGCCAAUGGUUCGUGAGCCAGUCAAAAAGAUAUUAAUGGAACAAUUUAAUCUUAAUGAAGAAAUCGUCACCCAAUAUUCAACACAAUUCAAACAAAUUAUUCCCGAACAAGCAAUUAAUUUCGAAGACGUUGCACAAUUUGAGUCAUAUAUAAUUGUUAUGAUAAAUAAUAAAAACGAUAGAUACUUAGAGAAACUCGUUGAGUUAGUAGACUUGUCAUCCUUUAGAUAUACUGACGUGUUAAAGAAAUAUUGUUAUGACAAAAUAUUAAUGAAGCAAAAUAAAGAGCUUAGUAAUAAGAAUGAUAAGUUACUAGCUAAAAUUGCUGUUUUCGAAUCAAUGUUAAAACAAGCUAAUUCUGAAAUUAAAUCUCUUGAAACAGAAAACAACUCACUUAAAUCUUCUAUUCAAAAUUUAGAAAAUAAAGUCAGUGAUUUAUCAAGAACUUCUACUUCCGUAAAGAAAGUUAGCACAGAAGAGCCAAAAAUAGGUUAUAGUGGAAGUAAAACACCUCAAAGUACUGUUAAUGGUUUGGAUGUUUUUAGUGCAUUUUUUAACAAACCUAUACCACAAAAACUUUCUACCAAAAGUAGUAGUAGUUCUAGUGAUGAAGAAACUGACCAAAUGACUUAUUCAGGAAGAGCUGUUUCUUUAGGACCUUCGUUUGGUAGUUUACCUAUUGAAGAUACAAUAAAAAUGAAAAUUGAUGAUAUUAUAGAACUGGUUAUGAAUAAUUUAGUUCAAUUAGCUGGAUGUAGUCAAGGUGCAAUGGUUAUGGCAGUUAAAAAAAGUAAGACAUUAACUGAUGUGUUUAACGCAACUAAAGGAUGUCAAAAAUUCAUGAUAUUAUAUCAACUAAAUAGUGGUGAAUUAUUUGGUACUUAUCAUUCAGUUCAUCCAACUACUCUUGGUGUUGCAGUUCAAGAUAAACAUAUGUUUGCUUUUACACUAUCAAAUCCAUUCAAUGUUCCAACACAAAAAUAUAAUUGGUUAAGACCUCAUGAAGAUGCAUUUAAAAUAAGUGAAACGGAAGUAUUCAUUGGAGGAUUAGGUGUAUUUACUGAUAAGCGAAAUGGUUAUAUUUAUGAUGAAAAUGACCCAGUUGAUUUGUAUUAUUCAGAUAUGCCAAUUCAGGGAAGAAAAAUAUUUUCUACUCGUUUGGCUCCAAAGAAAUUUACUUGGAAAGAAAUGGUUGUUGUAAAAUUAGUAUAA